AUGGCCGGGGGGGGGACGGGACAUGUGGCCACCGAUGGGUUCGUGCAGUACAAGGCGACGUCGCUGGAGAAGCAGCACAAACACGACCUGCUCACGGAGCCCGACCUGGGCGUCACCAUCGACCUCAUCAACCCCGACACCUACCGCGUGGACCCGGGCGUGCUCCUGGACCCGGCAGACGAGAAGCUCCUGGAGGAGGAAAUCCAGGCGCCCACGAGCUCCAAAAGGUCCCAGCAACACGCCAAGGUGGUGCCCUGGAUGCGCAAGACCGAGUACAUCUCGACCGAGUUCAACCGCUACGGGGUGUCCAACGAGAAGCCCGAGGUCAAGAUCGGGGUGUCGGUGAAGCAGCAGUUCACGGAGGAGGAGAUCUACAAGGACCGUGACAGCCAGAUCGCCGCCAUUGAGAAGACCUUCGAGGACGCCCAGAAAGCCAUUACGCAGCACUACAGCAAGCCCCGCGUCACCCCCGUGGAGGUGAUGCCCGUGUUCCCUGACUUCAAGAUGUGGAUCAACCCGUGCGCCCAAGUGAUCUUCGACUCGGACCCGGCGCCCAAGGACACGAGCGGCCCCGCGGCGCUGGAGAUGAUGUCGCAGGCCAUGAUCAGGGGGAUGAUGGACGAGGAAGGCAACCAGUUCGUGGCCUAUUUCCUGCCCGUGGAGGAGACGCUGCGCAAGCGCAAGCGCGACCAGGACGACGACGUCGACUACGCGCCCGAGGACGUGUACGACUACAAGAUCGCGCGCGAGUACAACUGGAACGUGAAGAACAAGGCGAGCAAGGGCUACGAGGAGAACUACUUCUUCAUCUUCCGCGAGGGCGACGGCGUCUACUACAACGAGCUGGAGACGCG
Messenger RNA from Nothoprocta perdicaria, 854 nucleotides. It is a transcript of the gene PAF1, whose product is annotated as PAF1 homolog, Paf1/RNA polymerase II complex component. NCBI's taxonomy places the organism in Eukaryota, Metazoa, Chordata, Aves, Tinamiformes, Tinamidae. Gene Ontology annotation, molecular function: RNA polymerase II complex binding; chromatin binding. The record is from RefSeq and is a predicted model, not a curated record. The transcript is spliced from 9 exons. Gene Ontology annotation, biological process: transcription elongation by RNA polymerase II. Gene Ontology annotation, cellular component: Cdc73/Paf1 complex. The annotation marks the transcript as partial.